GAUGGAGUGUGCUGCACCAGGACUCAACACACUGGAGCCAGAGUGUGUUACAGCACACAGUGGGGUCAGUGAUGUACAUCACACACACUCAUCACUUAUUAAAACACAAACUCAUUUGGGCUCAUCCCAAACUGGGGAUUUUAUUAAGACAGAGAGCCUAGACAGUGCAGAGCUGCGAUGUAUAAGCCAUCUGCUUUCUGACCAGAUUAAAACAGAGUCUGUUGAUGGUGGAUAUGUUAAGGUAGAACACAUUAGUGAAUUACAGGAUAUUAAAUAUGUUAAUAUUAAAUCAGAUCCAAUCAAGUAUGAAUCCAGUGAAUGUUUGGUGAGUGAUGCCAUGAAUACUGUGAUGAAUGGAGCUGCUGUUGGUCACAAAGACCAGACUGAAUCAGGGCAAUGUGCAGGAGAGCCAAACCAAAACUGUAGAAAUGAAUAUAACUGUGACAUAACCAAUGAGAAUACUCAGCACAGAAUUGUCCUGCAGAACAGUAUAAACAGUAGGAAAAAACGUAUUGAUCGUAAGAAGACAAGCCACAGAAAUCAAAGAAAAAUUAAUAUAAUUGAAAAGCGGUACAUGUGUACACAAUGUGAGAAGUGUUUUUCACAGAAAAGUGCUUUAAGUCGCCACAAGGGGGUUCAUUCAGGUGAAAAGCCAUACAGGUGUACACAAUGUGAGAAGUGUUUUUCACAGAAAAGUGGUUUAAGUCGCCACAAGGGGGUUCAUUCAGGUGAAAAGCCAUACAGGUGUACACAAUGUGAGAAGUGUUUUUCACUGAAAAGUACUUUAAAUUCCCACAAGAGGAUUCAUACAGGUGAAAAGCCUUACAAAUGUACCGAGUGUGAAAAGUGUUUUUCACGAACAAGUACUUUAAAUACCCACAAGAGGACUCAUACAGGUGAAAAACCCUACAAAUGUACUGAGUGUGGGAAGAGUUUUUCCAGAAUAUUUAAUUUAAAUUGCCACCAGAGUAUUCAUACAGCACCCAUGAUAAUUAACUCAAGCAAUAACCCAAACCUAUUCAAUAUAUUUAGAAAAAAGACAAUUUGCAGAAGUAAAAGUGAAAUUAAUACAGAUGAAAAGCCACAUAGGUGUACACAGUGUGAGAUGUGUUUUUCAUGGAAAGGUUUAUUAACUAAGCACAUGAGGAUUCAUCCAGGUGAAAAACCCUACAAAUGUACUGAGUGUGGGAAGUGUUUUUCCCAAAUUUCUGUUUUGAAUGACCACAAGAUGAUUCAUUCAGGUGAAAGGCCACACAGGUGUACACAGUGUGAGAAGUGUUUUUCAUGGAAAAGUUCAUUAGCUAAGCACAUGAGGGUUCAUACAGGUGAAAAACCCUACAAAUGUACCGAGUGUGGGAAGUGUUUUUCACAGAAGGGUGCUCUAAAUUUCCACACGAGGAUUCAUUCCGGUGAAAAACCUUACAAAUGUACUGAAUGUGGGAAGUGUUUUUCCAAAAUUCCUGUUUUAAAUAACCACAUGAUGAUUCAUUCAGGCGAAAAGCCAUACAAAUGUACCCAGUGUGGGAUGUGUUUUUCCAAAAUUUCUGUUUUAAAUAACCACAUGAUGAUUCAUUCAAGUGACAAGCCAUACAAAUGUACUCAGUGUGGCAUGUAUUUUUGCAGAGUAAGUCUUUUUAAUGACCACAAGAAUAUUCAUACAGGUGAAAAGCCCUACAGAUGUACGCAGUGUGAUGAGUGUUUUCAUUCCAGACGUGCUUUAAAUAUACACAUGAAAAUUCAUAUAGGUGAAAAGCCCUACACAUGUACUCAGUGUGGGAAGUGUUUUUCAAAGAGAAGUGCUUUAAGUUACCACUUAAGGAUUCAUACAGAUGUAAAACCCUACAAUUGUCCUCAGUGUGGGAGGUGUUUUUCCCAAAUUUCUGGUUUGAAUAACCACAUGAUGAUUCAUUCAGGUGAAAAGCCAUACAAAUGUGCUCAGUGUGGGAGGUGUUUUUCCCGAAUUGCUGCUUUAAAUGACCACAUGAUGUUUCAUUCAGGUGAAAAGCCAUACAAUUGUCCUCAGUGUGGGAAGUGUUUUUCGCACAGAACUUCUUUAAAUAGCCACAAGAUUAUUCAUUCACGUGAGAACCUGUAAUUAGUGUACUCUGUAUUGGAGAUGUUUUAAUACAAAAUUCAAGUUUAAUAUUAAUGACCGUACAGAUUAAAAGCCCUAAUUUGUAUGCUGUUCAGUGUGAGAACCUGUGUUUAGACUAGUGGAAUUUUCCAAUGUUGAACUAAACAUAAUGAAAUUAACUAUUUGGGCUCACAUAUACGAUUUUUUGGCAUCACUUUAUAUAUAUAUAUAAACGCACACACACACAUUCACUUGGGUUUUAUUUCUGUUAAUAUUAUGAACCAUUAUAAUUUGAUAUCAUGCAGUUUAAAUCUAGCAUAUGAUAAAAUUGCCAGCAUUUUCCAAUAUGAGGUUGUGGAAAUUUGCACUUGUAAUUAAUUCAUUUUUUAAUCUUACAACUGCAAUUUUUGAGUACCUUUCCUGUUAUAUAGUAGCGCAGUGUAUACUUUUCCUUGUUGAUCAUAUUCUAGAUAGGCAGUUGAAAACUGGGGCAAGCUGUGUAUCCCAUUUUUCUUUAAUUACACAUGUUCUACAAUUUUUGUUCUACACUUCUGUUCUUUAGAAAAAGUAAUUCCCUUGUAGUUGGAAGGCUGAUAUUUUUCGAUGUUAAAAUUGACUCUAGGGUUAGUUUUUUGAAAAAUACAAUUUGAAAACUGUUUGGAUGCACUGUUGUAAGAAAUUUUUUUGUCUAUUGCAAACUUUUAUUCUGAAAAUGAACUUACAGUACUGGCCUUUUCGGUUCUGCUACUACCAAUGUAGAGGUUGUAAUGUGUAUGUGUGCUGAAGCCACUGUGUAAUUUUUCAACUUCUGACAGUAAGUUUUAUUAUUCAUUAGUUGAGGAUCUUUGUUUUACUCUUUUUUUUGUUGUUUAUCAAUUCUGCAUGAAAUAUCUGUGAAUGUGCACAUUCCAAGGCCUCUGCCAUAUACAUAUUUGCAUUAAACUCUCAAUCUUCAAUGUGU
This is a messenger RNA of Anguilla anguilla (European eel), 3035 nucleotides long. RefSeq names its product zinc finger protein 708-like. Bases 2 to 2095 code for a protein of 697 amino acids. Gene Ontology annotation, cellular component: nucleus. The record is from RefSeq and is a predicted model, not a curated record. The transcript has a single exon. Gene Ontology annotation, molecular function: DNA-binding transcription factor activity, RNA polymerase II-specific; RNA polymerase II cis-regulatory region sequence-specific DNA binding. NCBI's taxonomy places the organism in Eukaryota, Metazoa, Chordata, Actinopteri, Anguilliformes, Anguillidae. Gene Ontology annotation, biological process: regulation of transcription by RNA polymerase II; central nervous system development.